This is a messenger RNA of Malassezia globosa CBS 7966, 1074 nucleotides long. RefSeq lists its product as uncharacterized. Gene Ontology annotation, cellular component: nucleus; tRNA (m1A) methyltransferase complex. The coding region runs from base 1 to 1074 and encodes 357 amino acids. The record is from RefSeq and is a predicted model, not a curated record. Gene Ontology annotation, biological process: tRNA methylation. The transcript has 5 exons. NCBI's taxonomy places the organism in Eukaryota, Fungi, Basidiomycota, Malasseziomycetes, Malasseziales, Malasseziaceae.
AUGCACGACUCGCGCCCAGAGAAACACGAGCUUACUGAUGAGAACGAGAACGCUGAAAAUGCCAUGAAUAGUUCAAAAAAAGCACGAAUCACCCAUGAUAUCACCUUAACAAACGAUAAGUUGCGUGCCCGAACGACUAUCAUAGUACCUGGCAUGAACGUUUUUCUGCGCUUGCCAUCCGGUAUGAUGAAGCUUGUCACAUUAGAAAAAGGAAAAACAGUUUCCAUUGGAAAGUUUGGUAAUUUUGAUGCAAACAGUAUUAUUGGUAAACCGUUUGGCCCUACUUAUGAAAUAAGACCAGACGGGACACUCGAAAUCAUGCACCAAGCGGUUGCCGAGGCAUUAGAUGCAUUUCACGUUGCCACGUACAACUUUGAGCGGUGCCCGGAGAAAAUUCGCAACAUGCGAGCAGACUCUCUCUCUCAAUGCCUCUCAUUCUCCAACGUCCAAGCAGGUGGCAAGUAUUUGGUUGUUGAUGGGAUUGGUGGUUUGCUUGCAGGUGCAGUUCUUGAACGGAUGGGUGGUUCUGGUUCUGUUUAUCUCGUACACGACACAGACUCACCACCUGCACUUGAGCUCAUGUCGCAGUUCAACUUGACGUCGGCGCAUACAUCUGGCGUCCUAAAAACACUACAUUGGGCUACGACCGAGUCACGAUGGACACUCCCGUCGCAUAUGUCAGAGGAGCUAUCGCGCGAAUACACCUCGGAACGCGAACGAAAUCGCGCAAAGAAGAAACGGACUGCUAUUGAGGACUUCUUGGCUACACGUCAGCAAUUCUUUGAAGGAGAGUUUGACGCUGCCAUCAUAGCUUGUCCCUAUGAGACAUACUCGGUGAUUCAUCGGAUUACUCCCUAUCUAUCUGGUUCUGCGAAUGUCGUCGUGCAUAGUCCCCACCUUCAGCCUCUUGUGGAAACACAAGCUCGUUUGCGCGCUAACCAUUCAUUCGUGAAUGUUUCGAUUACAGAGCCAUGGCUGCGUCGAUAUCAAGUCCUGCCAGCACGCACACAUCCAGACAUGACGACAUCUGCGAGUGGUGGAUACAUUCUCCACGCAAUCAGAAUUCUGGAGUAG